UUAGCCAUUACCAGCUUCAAAGACCAAUGAAAUUCCUGUCGCGGGAAUGUGCAGCAUGUCGGGGUUUCGGAAGGAGGAUGCGCUAAAAGACCGUGCGUAAACAUAUAUACUGUGUGCCGGUUAGUCGUGCGUACGUAGCGUCUACCUUGCAUCUACCUGUACAGUGCGGAGUUUACAGAGAUUUGAGAGAUGGCAGAAUGCACAGAAAAGAACAAUGACACUGCUGCGGAGGCGACUGGGGAAUGUACAAGAAGGGAAAGUGACUUUUCCGACGAGGACGUGUCUGAUGCAGCAAGCUUGGUGUCAUCGGUUGACUCAGCUGCAGAAGAUAUGUUUCCAGAAGGAGAUGAUCUUGACAAGCAAAACGAUUCAACUUAUUCAGAGACAGAGAGCGAUUCUGAUGCCUCUUAUUCUCCCCCUGCCAAGAGGUCACGGACAACUCGGGCAAGCAGUAGCUCCUCAUCUGAGGAUACCACGACCCCCUCCAGAAGAUCCACCAGAAAAGCAAGAGGUAGAGGCAGGGGGAAGGGGAAGGGGAGGGGCAGAGGAAGAGGCAGUAGUAGCAGACAAGAAGAAACACAAUCUGAGGAGAGGUGGUGUGGUGUUGAUGAGCCUGACAUAACACCACCCCAGCCCACCUUCCGCCCCGCACGACCACCAGGAUUACAGCACUUGGCUACAACUAAUUACUCUGCUUUGCAGCUCUUCCAGCUUUUUUUCAGCAACAGCAUUCUACAGACUAUUGUGAAUAACACAAAUGAACACGGUAGAGCCAACUAUGAUAAACCAUCCACACCAUGGGCCGAUAUCACGCUGCAGGACAUGUUUUCAUACUUGUCUGUUGUCAUCUACAUGGGGUUUGUGAAGUGUUCCUCUCUGACGGAUUAUUGGCGAGGAAGUAGAUUGUACUCUUUACCGUACCCACAGAGAGUGAUUACUGGAAAAAAGUUUCUCACCAUCUGUCAUGCUCUUCAUCUAAGCAGCACCGCAGAUGAUGCAGCAAAUGAUGCACGACGUGGCACGGCUGCCUUUGACCAUUUGGGGAAGAUAAAGCCGCUGUACAAUGACAUUCGAGAUGCCUGCCGCAGGAACUACCACCCAGGGCAGGAGAUUUCCAUCGAUGAGAGAAUGGUUGCUUCGAAAGCACGUGUGUCUUUCAAGCAGUACAUGAAAAGCAAGCCUGUGCGCUGGGGCUUCAAGCUUUUCGUUCUGGCUGACUCACACAAUGGUUACACUUGGGACUUCUUUGUGUAUGAAGGAAAGAGUGAGGGAAUCAGUGGCAAAGGACUCGGAUAUGAUUGUGUAAUGAGGCUGAUGAACACCAGUUUGAUGGGCACGGGGUAUAAAUUAUUUGUCGAUAAUUUCUAUACCAGUCCAGCCCUCUUCCAGGAUCUUCUGCAGCAGAGGAUCUGGGCCUGUGGUACCAUUAACAUGAGGACAAACAGGGUGGGGUACCCCAGAAUAGAACAAAAUGCCCUGGACUCAAAAUCUCCCCGUGGCAGCAUCCGUUGGAUUCGCACAGGCUCUCUCCUCUUUGUUAAGUGGCGGGACACAAGAGAUGUGUUCCUCUGCUCCACCAUGCACACAGCACACGGGAAGGACACAGUGAAGAGGAAGGUGAGGGACAACAGUGGCCGCUGGACUGUCAAGAAUGUUCCAGUUCCUCCAGCCAUAACAGACUACAACCGGUGUAUGGGUGGAGUGGACCUCUCCGACGCCCUCAUCGGGUACUAUCAAGUCCUCCAUAAAACAAGAAAAUGGUAUAAGACUUUCUUUUAUCAUUUUGUCGACAUUGCCGUUGUGAAUGCUUUCCUCCUCCACAAAGACCUUUGUAAGGCAAAAGGUGAAGUGCCAAUGCACCAGAAAACUUUCAGAGAGACACUUGCCGUGGAGCUGUCGGUGGUGGGCACCCAGAGAAGCACACCAGCGCAACCUUCUAGGCCCCUCGCGGCACAUCACAAGCCUGUACACAUCAGUGCUAGCAGUACUCAUGGCAGGCUGAAAUGCAGAAAGUGCCAUGCAAAGACACCCGUCAAGUGUUCCAGCUGUGAAAUUCCCCUGUGCUUUACCCCUGCCCGUGACUGUUAUAAUGCAUGGCAUGCUGAGAAUAACAUGUGAGUUGUGAAACUGGGGAAGGUGAAAUUGUAAAUAUGUAAAUAUGUAAAUCGUUGUUGCUGUGAAUAGUUUGUGUGUGUUUCAUUCACAUAAAGGUGUUAUUUUCUG
Toxotes jaculatrix (banded archerfish) is the source of this 2223-nucleotide messenger RNA. Its product is annotated as piggyBac transposable element-derived protein 4. The transcript has 3 exons. NCBI's taxonomy places the organism in Eukaryota, Metazoa, Chordata, Actinopteri, Toxotidae. The coding region runs from base 190 to 2118 and encodes 642 amino acids. The record is from RefSeq and is a predicted model, not a curated record.